Messenger RNA from Acomys russatus (golden spiny mouse), 783 nucleotides. It is a transcript of the gene Dmac2l, whose product is annotated as distal membrane arm assembly component 2 like. The coding region runs from base 97 to 699 and encodes 200 amino acids. Lineage: Eukaryota; Metazoa; Chordata; Mammalia; Rodentia; Muridae. The record is from RefSeq and is a predicted model, not a curated record. The transcript has 5 exons.
GUGGGCGUGGCUUUUGCUGGCCAAUGGGCGAGCGCGGCGCAGGGAACAGGCUGAGGGCGAAGGACCUGCCAGCCGCAAGGACGUCGCACGCCAUCAAUGGUGAUGUUUGGAAAAAUUUCGAGGCAGCUCUGCAGCUUAAAGAAAAUCCCAUGGUCAUGUGACUCCAGAUACUUCUGGGAAUGGUUGAAUACAGUGUUUAAUAAAGUAGAUUAUGAACGCAUCAGGGAUGUUGGCCCUGACAGGGCAGCGUCUGAGUGGCUGCUUCGGUGUGGGGCCAAAGUGCGCUACUGCGGCCAACAGAAGUGGCUGCACGACUACAACACCCUCCCCGGGGGCUCUGCGGGCAGAUACAAGAUUCAAGCAAUUGAUGCCACCGAUUCCUGCAUCAUGGCCAUUGGAUUGGCUCACAUGGAGGGCCUAGAGCAUGUUGAGAAAAUAACCCUGUGCAAGUGUCAUUACAUCGAAGAUAACUGUUUGCAGAGGCUUAGUCAACUUGAAAAAUUACAAAAAAGCCUAUUGGAAAUGGAAAUAAUCUCCUGUGGGAAUGUCACAGACAACGGUAUCAUUGCUUUGCGACACUUUAGGAACCUCAGGUGUUUGUUCUUAAGUGACCUUCCUGGAGUAAAAGACAAGGAAAACCUUAUCCAAGUCUUCAAGACAGCACUGCCUUCUCUAGAACUGAAGCUAAAUCUGAAGUAAAAUAAGUGUCUGAUUUCACUAUGAAGGGCCACUUGAAAUUGCUCGCAGUAAAUAGCUACAAAUAGUACCUAUCACAAUAGAACA